UUUGUGAUUUGUCAAUUUUUUAAUCAAUAAAAAGAAUACUUUAACAGUAGUAUUACCUAUAUUACCCUACAUAUUUACACAAUAUUUUCUCUCCAUGUUUAUUAAUUAAAGAACUUAUUAUUAUUUUGAUAAACAGAUAGGUGUCAAUUGUUAUUAUUGUAGGGUGCUGAUAAAACAUACACAAUGCCAUAAUGACGCCACUUAAAGAUAAUCAAGAUGUGGCAUCAUUUCUUGUUACCAAACAUACAACAUGGAAAGGAAAAUAUAAAAGAGUUUUCUCAAUUGGAACUCAUGGCAUUACAACAUACAAUCCAGAUUGUUUGGAAAUAACAAACAGGUGGUUGUAUGCAGAUAUUUUUGGUUUGGUGUCACCAAAGAAUAUUAACACAAACCAAAAUUAUGAUUUCACUCUUCUUAUGAGGAAAGAUAAGAAGAUGGAUUCCAUGAAGUUUUCUUCGGAAUAUAAAUCAUACAUUCUAACUGAAGCAUUUAAGUAUAGAAAUGUAUUUGCUGAAAAACCAAAAGAGAUUUUUAGAUUCCAAGCUUACAAACACCAUUGGAGUGGAACACGGCUUCCUAUAGUCUUAGAAGUGGGACCAUGCUCUCUAGAACAACUUGACCCGUCCACUCAUACUCUACUUGCCACCUAUCCGUACUGUGAUAUUCAAGGAAUCCUGCCAGUAAGAGAUGUGCCUGGAGGCUUUGUUUUAGCCGUGGGGGGUUACAGCCGGCUGCAUAUGUUUUCUAAUGCAAUGGAUCAUCAAGUAAUUAUAAACAAAAUGUUGGAAUGUGGAAGUCUUACUUUAAAUAUUAGCAUAAAGGUUUUGUCCACUACUAUUACUUUGGAUGAUUAUCACUAUCAAAGAUUUGGAAAAUAUAGUGGUGAUCAGCAUCAGACAUCACUAAGCGAGUUUAUGGUUCAUAAAGUGAACCCUGCGAGAUAUAUAGAGCCAAUGAGACGAACACUGUGUCUCUCAGAUACUUGCUUAUUGGAGAGAGAUCCUCAGACUUACUCUGUAGUGUGUUUGCGUCCCUUAUGUGACGUAUUUGCCAUUGUUCGAGAUCCAGAUCAUCCUCAAAAGUUCUCUAUUGAAUACCUAAAUGGACAAGUGCGCACAUAUCUAGCGGGUGAAAGGGAUGCGUUAUUGGCGUCUCUGGUAGACGGUGUACGCAGUGCGGGCCAACGGGACGUACACGUACGCAUGAGCGGCACGCCGCGAGCGUACCGCUUGGGGCCGCUGCACCAGCCGGUCGAUGAAGAGACGGAGUCCAACCAUCUCAGACUUUUCCAGAAUCCGGGCCGUAAAUCUAGAUCGGAGGUGAUUGAGAGAUUCAACGCAAACGUCGGCUACAGUGGACUUAUCUACUCCGUUAGCCAAGAUGCUCGUCCCCUGUUGUGGCUGUUUCUAACCUGGGAUCUAGUAAGUCCCUUCAUUUUGCUUUAUUACCACAUAUCAGUUCUGUCAUUGAGGCACAUUUCUAAGAUCCGAUAG
Molecule: messenger RNA, 1493 nt
Organism: Leptidea sinapis
Lineage: Eukaryota; Metazoa; Arthropoda; Insecta; Lepidoptera; Pieridae
Product: dnaJ homolog subfamily C member 13-like
Exons: 9
Coding region: 192-1493 (433 amino acids)
Biological process (GO): regulation of early endosome to late endosome transport; endosome organization; receptor-mediated endocytosis
Cellular component (GO): endosome membrane
Source: RefSeq, a predicted model, not a curated record